This is a messenger RNA of Sinocyclocheilus anshuiensis, 6595 nucleotides long. RefSeq names its product pericentriolar material 1 protein-like. The record is from RefSeq and is a predicted model, not a curated record. Gene Ontology annotation, cellular component: ciliary basal body; centrosome; centriolar satellite. The coding region runs from base 149 to 5836 and encodes 1895 amino acids. The transcript is spliced from 38 exons. Gene Ontology annotation, biological process: protein localization to centrosome; microtubule anchoring at centrosome; non-motile cilium assembly. NCBI's taxonomy places the organism in Eukaryota, Metazoa, Chordata, Actinopteri, Cypriniformes, Cyprinidae.
AAGAUGGCCGCGACUAGAGAGGCGGUUACUCUGAGUAGAAAGUACACUACGCAUUGACACUUUAUCUUGGAUUUUAAUAAACUUCAUAUGGGAAUUAUUUUCAUGUUCCAGUAAUAGAUCGUCUCAACGUUCAAGGUUCUGAUAGUUCAUGAUGGCGACAGGUGGAACGCCAUUUGAAGACGGCACAGAUGAGCAGGAGCUGCACAACCGGACCAUCUCCAACGGAAGCUUAGAUGACCGACUCAACAAUAUGGAUUGGGGAGUGCAGCAGAAGAAGGCCAACCGCUCCUCUGAGAAGAACAGGGAGAAGUUAUCUGCUAUGUCAGAGAGCCGGCUAACCAAUGACAUUUCUCCAGAGUCCACUCCUAGAGCAGGACGACGGAGGGCACGUACACCCCAUUCCUUCCCUCAUGUGAAGUACAGCACUCAAAUGUCUGUGCCCGACCAGGCUGAGCUUGAUAGACUCCGGCAGGUCAUAAACUUCACCGAUCUGGAUGAGAGAAGUAUUGGCAGUGAUUCUCAAGGCCGCGUCACUGCAGCCAACAAUCAGAGACAGCUGUCUACUGAGGCCAAGAAACCUUUCAACUUCCUGCCAAUUCACCUCAACACUAACAAAAGCAAAGAGCCCACUGCAACCACCUCUUCCACACCUGGGGGCAAGGAACCCAAGAAACAGAGUCCUGGGAAAGAGUUGUUUGCCCCAGUUCCUGAUGCGGUUAAAGAGCCUUUUAGUCUGGACAGUGGCCAUCAGUUCACAUCAGAGGAUGGAAAAGCAGAGCUUGGCAUUGACAGCAGUCAGGUGGUCAGUAAACUGGUGCAAAUUCGUGAAUACAUUGGGAAGGCCACAUCCAUGAGAGACGACCUGGUGGAAAAGAACGAUGUGCCUGCAAAUGUGGAACGUCUCUCUCUCCUCAUCACUCACCUGAAAGAACAGGAGAAGUCUUACUUGCGUUUUCUUCAGAAGAUGCUGGCGAGGGAAAAUGAGGAUGAUGAUGAAGGUGCCACGGUGGACUCUGCAGUGGGUUCAGGCUCAGUGGCCGAGAGCACAUCUCUGAACCUGGAGCUGCGCUCCGAAGCCUCCAGUGCCACUGGCCAUGGGUUGUGUGGAGAGCAGAAAGAAGAGCUAGAGAAUAUGCGAAAGCAGCAUGAUCUACUGAAAAAGAUGCUGGAACAGCAGGAACAACUCCGAGCACUACAAGGCCGUCAGGCAGCACUACUGGCCAUGCAGCAAAGCGCUGAACAAGCCAUAGCAGUGAUGGAUGACACUGUUGUUACAGAGACUACUGGAAGUGUGUCUGGCAGGAGCAUUACCUCAGAGCUCAAUGAUGAACUCAACGAUCUUAUCCAGCGUUUCCAUAACCAACUCCAUGAUUCACAGUCCCAGACGGUCCCUGACAACCGGCGACAGGCAGAAUGUCUCUCUCUUUCAAGAGAGGUGUGCCGAUCACGCACUACCCAUAAUUCCAGGAGACAGUUGCCUGAUUUAAAUCCAGCCCAACCACAGACUCCAAGUAACUGGAUGGACAUGAACAGUUUGACGAAAGCUCAUGGUGCCUCCAAUAAUAGAGAUGGCCGUCUGAACACAGAAUGUGAAAUCAAUAACCGCUCAGCAGCCAAUCUCCGCAGUCUCAACGUCCCUUCAGUCAUAGAAUGCCAAUUCAACCGGGAUAGGCCUUACGAUGGUGUUAAAGAUGAGGAUGAUGAUGAGGCACAGGAGGAUGGUGAUGGGGCAAGAGGAGGAGGAGGAGGAGGAGGAGGAGGAGGAAGCAGAGGCAGAGGCAGUGACGGUUCAGGGUCCAGUCGUAGAAGCAGUCUAGGUGGUGACACAGAUUAUGCUGAGAAAGUCCAACGUCUUCAAACAGCCAAACAGAAACUCAGACAACUCCAAGAACUGGUGGCCAUGGUGCAGAGUGAUGAUACAGAUGGUACUACAGCUAAUGAGGAUGAGGGUUUGAAGCAACAACCCAAUAACACCCGAGUAACAGCUCCCAAAAUCCGGAGAGACAUCGUCCUUUCUGAAAAGUCCAGAGAGAAAUUGUAUGAGGAGAAACUCAAGCAGCAGCAGCAAGAACUAAAGCAGCUCCAUGAAGAGAGACAGAGACUGAUGGAGAUUCAGGGCAAGAUUCAAGACUUACAAUGGGCCUGUCCUGACCUUCAGUCAUCCGUGAGCAGUAGUGUCAGCGGUCAGAUGAGGAAGAUUCCUGCAGCAGCCUCUAGUCCUGAUCAUGUACCGUUACACUCCUCUUCCUCAACUAAAACCAACACUAGUGGCCUCAAACCCACCACUGAGCCUCCUCCAGUUACUGUCACUGACAAUGAGCUCUGGUCAGAGAUGCGAAGGCAUCAGAUGUUGCGUGAGGAGUUGAGACAGAGGCGGAAACAUUUGGAGAGUCUGAUGGCAGAGCAGCAGAGGAGAAACACACUCAACGAUUCUCCAUUCAGGAGUGACACACAUGAGACCCAGUCGUACAGCCGUGAUGAAAGAACUGUGGCCACCUGGGGUGGUUCGACACAGUGUCCCUUUGGUGAUGAUGAUGAUUACUCCUCUGAGAUGGGGGCUGAGGAAGAUGUUGACGUUGAACAUGAUGAGGGAGAGGAGUCCAGUUCCACCGAUGAGCUGCAUGCUUGCAAACAAAAACAACGCAACUAUAGCAGGAAUAACAGAGAUGGACUGAAAAUUCACAGGGAAAUUAACGGAAGUCCUUCCCCUUGUGGAUCAAGGGGUCGUCCUCGUCAGCAGCCACAGAAUGAGAGAGGAAGUUCCAGUAGAGCCAAACGGCAGGAGAAUCUACGAUGGGCGGCUGAUCUGUCUCUCUCUGAGGGUGCUGCACCAGCACACUGGCAGGAGCAGAUCACACACCUUCAGAAACAGCUCAACUUCAGCACUACCAUGUGCCAAACUUUGCUACAGGACCAACAGACUCUUUCAUACAUGCUGCAGGCUCUGCUCGCAGGUCCCUAUGGUGUUGUGCCCAAUAAUGUGACUUCUCCUCAAAUCCCUCUCAUCAUGCACCAACUAAACCAGUGUUACACACAACUGGCUUGGCAGCAGAACAACGUCAAUCGGUUGAAACAGGUUCUGAAUGAUCUGUUGCGGCAGCAGCAGAAUCAGUCAUUGUCAGGACAACAGCACAAUCAAAAUGUUGCGUGUGAUUCUGCAUCAUCAUCUCUAUUCGUAAACUACCCACCUGUCAAUACACUCAGUAUGUCUGGACUCCCAAACUUCUCUCCUUUCCCAACUGGCUUUAAUUUCAGUCCCAUGUUUCCCUCCUCAGCAGGAGAUUUCCAGCAGAACCAGGCCGGUUUAGAUCAACAGCACGAUCCAAACAUAUCCCUCAAAACAGAAUACAUGAGUUUCCCCCCUCCACUGCAGAGAUCUCCACUCAACAACGCAGAGAAACGGUUUCAAUCUCAGCCUGAUACUGUGGCCAACGCUAGUAACUCUAGCUGGUUAAACUCCUCUCUGAAUCGCUCUGGUCAGAGAACCACCCUCACCUCAGACCAUCCAAGUCAGAACUCUCCUUCCUCCUCUCCUAUCCCUCAUCCUUGCACUACCCGGGAUCUUUCUUACAUACCUGACUCCCAGGAGUCAGUGAGCAGCCUUCCAGAUAGGGCAGAUCCAACCACUGUCACCAAGACCUUCAGAGCAGGGCGCAAGGCUGCAGCACAGGCCAGCCUGGCCUCUAGGGACAAGACCCCCAACACAAAGAGCCGCCGCAGGAGAGGCAGGGGACGGAAGAACACAGCAUCUCUGGACAGUGACAGUGUUUCAAGUGACUCUCACUUUGAUCAGGACAGAGAGCGCUCCUCUCAGGUCAAAUACAAAGAUCUCAACCAGGGUCUGCUAGACAAACUCACCCAGGAGAAACUGGACAGCAAGGCUAAGAACAGCAAGUCAAAUGACCUUUCAUCUGCAUAUGCUUGGAGAACACCUUUUCUCUCUAACAGAAUUGCAUGCACUGAAGUCCCAGACGUGAGCAGUGAUUUCUCUCUGUUUGAGGCCCUGAGAGAGACAAUCUACUCUGAGGUGGCAACUCUGAUCUCUCAGAAUGAGUCUCGCCCUCACUUCCUCAUCGAGCUUUUCCAUGAGCUUCAGCUGCUCAAUACAGACUACCUGCGCCAGAGGGCACUCUACUCACUACAGGACAUUGUAACGAGGCACCUGACAGAGAAGAGUGUGGCAGAUGAGCAGGCAUCAUCUUUGGGUCCGGCCGUAUGGGCCACAGGCUCCCAGUCAGAGCUCACACCUAGUGAGAGCUUGGCUACCAGUGACAAUGAUGCAUCUGAGAAGAUUGUAACAGUUAAAUCCAACUCUGUAUUGAAGAGGGUAGCAGAUAGAGACUCGAUGGACAACGAGAGCCUGCUGUCCACCUCUUCCAACCUUGAACCCUUUGCAAGUGAUGACCCGGGUAACACAGUAAUUCAUUUAGAUAAGGCAUUGGCCAGAAUGAGGGAGUAUGAGCGCAUGAAGCUGAGGGCUGAGUGUAACACAGAUAACCCUGAGCACAGCCCUGGAGCUGCUGCUGCUGCUGCUGCUGCCGCCUCAGCACUCACUCAAGGUGCUGGACAUUCGUCUACAGAUGCACAUUGUCCUCAGAUUGACACACAACAGCUUGACAGACAGAUUAAAGCCAUCAUGACAGAAGUUAUUCCUUUCCUAAAGGAGCAUGUUGGGGAGGUGUGUUCACACCAGCUGCUCAGAUCUGUGAGACGCAUGGUGCUCAAACUCACUCAGAAAAAUGAUGAAAGCAAAGAGUUUGUUCAGUUCUUCCACCGACAGCUGGGCGGCAUCCUGCAGGACUCCUUGAGUAAGUUUGUUGGGGGGAUGCUGCAGGACUGCGGUGAGGACCUGCUGGUGGAGAUCUCGGAGAUCCUCUUUAAUGAGCUUGCUUUCUUCAGACUGAUGCAGGAUUUAGAUCAGAACACCUCUGAAAACAAACACAGAACCAAAAGACGCUCUGACCACACAUCUCCAAAACACUCACCUCACACCGAGGAGGCUAAAACACUAGAGAGAGAAAAGACAUUCUCCCCAUCAUAUUUUGAUGAAGACAGAGAUCAGGAUGAGACUGAGCAGGGAGGGACGCUUCAUGAGAAGGAAGAGGACAAGGAGAAAGAUGCACAGAGCAGUGAAGCAUCUGAGGUGGAAGAAGAGGAGGGAGAAGGGCUGCCUCUUUCUAUAAGCCUAUCUAAAGCAGAGACACAGGCUCUAUGCAACUACGGCAGUGGAGAAGAUGAAAAUGAAGUGGAGGAGAUGGAGGAGUUUGAAGCUGGACCUGUUGAGGUGCAAACAUCAUUACAAGCCAGCAUGGACAACACUAGUGAACACAGACAGGGCUCUGCCUUACGAAACGAAGCCCUCCAGGAAACCAAAUCAGACCUAGAAAACUCAGAAAGCAGCCAAUUGAAAAGCAUAAAAUCUGAGUUCAAAGACUUGGUUCAGCCUCCAGAGGAGGGCAGAGAGGAGGCAAAAACUGGUUCAGGAGAUGAAAGAGACAAUGAGGACUGUACUGUUUCACCAGCCCAGGAAACACCACAGAGCUCAGAUACAGCCAGUCCCGACACGGAGUCUCUGGUCAUGAUCAACACUGAUGAGGCAGGAUCUGGAAAUACAAGCCAGAGAUCAGAUGAGGAAGAUUUUGUGAAAGUGGAGGACCUUCCUCUUCAAAUGUCUGUUCUGUGUGAGGAAGAGCUUUGUAAGAGGAUCUCAGAAAAGCAGCAAAAUAUUAACUUGACAGCUGAAAUUCUCAAUGAAAAUAAAGAUGAGCUUACAGGAUUGGUGGGAAAUGCUCAAGCACUCAAAGAGCCGGAAACCACUGGAGCCCAGAGUGCAUGAGAAUGAUCUUUUGAUCCGUCUUACACUGCAAACCAUCAUUCAUGCAACAUUACUGUAUAAUGAGCUUAAUAACUUAAGAUUCUUGAAAACAACAGUUAAGCUAAGUCUUGGUGAAUUAGCCUGUCAGCAUGUGAUCUAACAGUUCAAGAGAUCUCUCUACACUUGUAAGUACUUUUAUUCUGAUUGUUUUAUGGGGAAUGUAGGAGAUGAUGUUUUGUAGGGGCUGUCUUUAAGCUGUUCUGUAGACUGUAAGUACAUUUUCUGUGUUUCUUUGUUCAGCCAGAAAUCUCUGUAAAAGCUCCUUCAAAGGCUUCGGUUUAAGGGAUGCAAAACAUUUUUGUGUUCCUAUGUUUGGCAUGGUUUGGCUUUUGUUUAUGCAUUUCUUUCUAGGAUUCCUUCCGAGACCGCUAGCAUUUUUUUUGCCAAUGCAGUACAUAAAGGACAAUAGAUGUUUGUUCCUCUGAUUCAGGACAAAACUUAAGCACAUUUGGAAAAACAAUAUCCCUAUUUAAAUGUAUUUGACACGUCCCAGAUUGCACAGUGAAAUGUGUAAUGGAUAGAGCAGAAUCGCAUAUUAGCACUGAUACGUUGUCCUGUCUUCUCUUAUUGCAGUCUUUUAAAUGUUUUCUCUUGCUUUCAAUUUCACUUUUUUUUUAAAGGCAUGUUGGCCAAUGCUUGGGUUCUCACCCCAUUUCACCUCCUGUAAUUCUCUGAUGUUUAGACAGAUUUAAAAUAAAUAAAACGUAGAUUUUUACCAUU